GGCGGGCGGCGAGGCCCCGGCUUCUGCGCGCCGGCCCUGGAGGAGCCCAGAGGACCGCCGCUCCGAGGUCCUUGCAGUCUGUGUGAGCUCCAGGCUUUGCCAUCGGAGGUUGGAAUCUUUUUAGGUGAAGGAAUGCUAACGGACAGAAGUGUUGAAGAGUGCUGCUGAAGCUGGGACAGUGUCACCACAGCCGUCGGAAAGUUCACUCGUCGUGGCUUCAGAGAAACCAUGCUUUGAGGAUGCUGUUUGCUCUUGGUGAAAACAGCAGCCAGCCUUCCUGUCUGUGUUUGUUACAGUGUUGUGUGAGGACCAUGGAGGGAGGCUUACACCGCUGUUGCUGAUGACGGCUUCUUCCCUCUGUGGACAUGAGUGAUCCAAGGCCAUCACAGACAGAGAAGCACAAGCUUGCCAGAGCUGCCUCCAAAUUCAAGGACCCUUCCAGAACCAUGCAGUCUGAUGAUUAUUUUGCUCGGAAAUUUAAAGCCAUCAAUGGCAGCAUGGGACCUGCUACUUUAAACACUUCUGGUCCGAGUGAGGGCGGGGGAGGUGGGGGUGGGCCAGCCAAUGGUACCCCAGCAGUGCCCAAGAUGGGUGUGAGGGCCAGAGUGUCUGAGUGGCCUCCUAAAAAGGACUGUUCCAAGGACCUGGCUUGCAAGACGCUAUGGGAGAGCCGGUCUCAGUCCAGCUAUGAGAGUGUCACCUCCAUCAUCCAGAAUGGCCAAAAUGACCAGGGUGACAGGCAGCAAGAGGAGCAGCUGGACCUGGACUUUGUGGAGGCAAAGUACACCAUUGGAGACAUCUUUGUCCAUUCGCCCCAGAGAGGGCUCCACCCCAUACGGCAGAGGAGCAACAGUGACAUCACCAUCAGUGACAUCGAUACGGAGGACGUCCUGGACCAACACGCAGUCAACCCCAACACUGGAGCGGCCCUGCACAGGGAGUAUGGGAGCACUUCCUCUAUUGACAGGCAGGGUCUGUCUGGGGAGAAUGCUUUUGCCAUGCUCCGAGGGUACCGAAUAGAGAGUUAUGACCCUAAAGUGACCGGCUCCUUUGGGUUCCCUGAUUUCUUUCCCUGUGACACUGCCAUCUCCCCCAGCCUCCACGCUGCAGCCCAGAUUUCCAGAGGAGAGUUUGUCCGCAUCUCAGGGUUGGACUACAUGGACGGUGGCCUCUUGAUGGGGAGGGACAGAGACAAGCCCUUCAAGCGCAGGCUAAAGUCAGAGUCCGUGGAAACCUCACUCUUCCGAAAACUUCGGACAGUCAAGAGCGAGCACGAGACCUUCAAGUUCACUUCUGACCUGGAGGAGGGCCGCCUGGACCGGGGCAUCCGCCCGUGGAGUUGCCAGAGGUGCUUCGCCCAUUACGAUGUGCAGAGUAUCCUCUUCAACAUCAAUGAAGCCAUGGCCACGAGGGCCAGUGUGGGGAAGAGAAAGAACAUCACCACAGGGGCCUCGGCAGCAUCACAGACUCCAGCUCCCGUAGGCCCCGCUGGAGGCUGCGAGUCCCCGUUGGGCAGCAAGGAGGACCUCAAUUCCAAGGAGAACCCCGACGCUGAUGAGGGCGACGGGAAGAGCAACGACCUGGUCCUCAGCUGUCCAUACUUUCGCAAUGAGACCGGCGGUGAGGGCGACAGACGUAUUGCCCUCUCUCGGGCCAACUCAGCCUCUUUCAGCUCUGGGGAGAGCUGCUCCUUUGAGUCAUCCCUCAGCUCACACUGUACCAAUGCAGGUGUCUCUGUCUUGGAGGUGCCACGGGAGAGCCAGCCCAUCCACAGGGAGAAGGUCAAGCGCUACAUCAUAGAGCACGUUGACCUCGGGGCCUACUACUACCGCAAGUUCUUCUAUGGCAAAGAGCACCAGAACUACUUUGGAAUAGAUGAAAAUCUUGGCCCUGUGGCUGUCAGCAUCCGGAGGGAGAAGGUGGAAGACCCCAGGGAGAAAGAAGGGUCGCAGUUCAACUACAGGGUGGCCUUCAGGACAAGCGAGCUUACAACUCUGAGAGGAGCGAUCCUAGAAGAUGCUGUCCCGUCCACAGCCCGGCACGGCACCGCCCGGGGACUGCCCCUCAAGGAAGUCCUGGAGUAUGUUAUCCCAGAGCUGAGUAUUCAGUGUCUGCGGCAAGCAGCCAACUCCCCCAAGGUCCCAGAGCAGCUGCUCAAGCUGGAUGAACAAGGGCUGAGCUUCCAGCACAAAAUUGGGAUCCUGUACUGCAAAGCUGGGCAGAGCACGGAAGAGGAAAUGUACAACAACGAGACAGCGGGGCCGGCCUUCGAGGAGUUCCUGGACCUCCUCGGCCAGAGAGUGCGGCUGAAGGGCUUCAGCAAGUACCGUGCGCAGCUGGACAAUAAGACGGAUUCCACAGGGACCCACUCCCUCUACACCACAUACAAAGACUUCGAACUCAUGUUCCAUGUGUCGACGCUGCUUCCGUAUAUGCCAAACAACAGGCAGCAGCUUCUGAGGAAGAGGCACAUCGGGAACGACAUUGUCACUAUAGUCUUCCAAGAGCCUGGCGCCCUCCCGUUCACCCCCAAGAACAUCCGUUCACACUUCCAGCAUGUCUUCGUAAUAGUGAAGGUGCAUAACCCCUGCACUGAAAACGUGUGCUACAGCGUUGGAGUUUCCAGAUCAAAGGAUGUCCCUCCCUUCGGUCCCCCAAUCCCCAAAGGUGUAACUUUUCCAAAGUCGGCCGUCUUCCGGGACUUCCUUUUAGCCAAAGUGAUCAACGCAGAAAAUGCGGCCCAUAAGUCAGAGAAGUUCCGGGCCAUGGCUACCCGAACAAGGCAAGAGUACUUGAAGGAUUUAGCUGAGAACUUUGUCACAACCGCCACAGUGGACACUUCUGCAAAAUUCAGCUUUAUCACCCUGGGGGCAAAGAAGAAAGAGCGGGUAAAGCCAAGGAAGGAUGCACACCUGUUCAGCAUCGGGGCCAUCACGUGGCAUGUGGUGGCACGGGACUUUGGCCAGUCAUCAGACAUUGAGUGUCUUCUGGGGAUCUCCAAUGAGUUCAUCAUGCUGAUAGAGAAGGAUUCCAAGAAUGUCGUGUUUAACUGUUCCUGUAGGGACGUGAUUGGUUGGACUUCAGGGUUAGUGAGCAUCAAAGUCUUCUAUGAAAGGGGAGAGUGUCUCCUGCUGUCCUCAGUGGAUAACUGUUCUGAAGACAUUCGAGAAAUAGUGCAGCGACUGGUAAUAGUUACUAGAGGCUGCGAGACUGUGGAGAUGACCCUGAGAAGGAACGGGCUGGGCCAGCUUGGCUUCCAUGUGAACUUUGAAGGGAUCGUCGCCGACGUGGAGCCGUUCGGCUUCGCCUGGAAGGCAGGCCUUCGCCAAGGGAGCCGGCUCGUGGAGAUCUGCAAGGUGGCCGUGGCCACGCUGACCCACGAGCAGAUGAUUGACCUCCUGCGGACAUCUGUGACUGUGAAAGUGGUUAUCAUCCAGCCCCACGAGGACGGCUCUCCCCGCAGGGGCUGCUCAGAGCUCUGCCGGAUCCCCAUGGUGGAAUACAAGCUGGACAGCGAGGGCACACCCUGUGAGUACAAGACGCCUUUCAGGAGGAACACCACGUGGCACCGUGUGCCCACCCCUGCCCUACAGCCAGUUUCCAGAGCCUCACCUGUGCCUGGCACACCUGACCGACUACAGUGCCAGCCACUGCUGCAGCAGGCCCAGGCCGCCAUCCCCCGGAGCACGUCCUUCGACAGGAAGCUGCCUGAUGGCACCAGAAGUUCUCCCAGCAACCAGUCAUCAUCCAGUGAUCCCGGACCUGGUGGGAGUGGACCCUGGCGACCACAAGUGGGCUAUGAUGGGUGCCCAUCCCCCCUACUGCUCGAGCACCAAGGCCCAGGCUCUGUGGAGUGUGAUGGAACUGGGGAGCAUGAGGACCUCAUGGAGGGAGGCAGGCUUCCAGAAACCAAAUGGCAUGGCCCACCUUCCAAAGUCCUGAGCUCCUAUAAGGAGAGGGUGCUGCAGAAAGAUGGAAGCUGCAAAGAGUCUCCCAAUAAGCUAUCUCACAUUGGGGAUAAGAGCUGCUCCAGCCACUCCAGCAGCAACACGCUGUCCAGCAACACCUCCAGCAACAGCGAUGACAAGCACUUCGGGUCAGGGGACCUGAUGGACCCCGAGCUACUGGGAUUGACCUACAUCAAAGGCGCGUCCACCGACAGUGGCAUCGACACCACGCCGUGCAUGCCAGCCACCAUACUGGGCCCAGUGCAUCUGACGGGCAGCAGGUCCCUGAUCCACAGCCGGGCAGAGCAGUGGGCAGAUGCUGCCGAAGUCUCGGGAGCUGAUGAUGAACCUGCCAAGAUGUAUACCCUGCAUGGCUAUGCCUCCGCCAUCUCCAGCAGCGCCGCAGACGGAAGCGUGGGUGACCUCAGUGAAGUCUCUUCCCACUCCAGUGGCUCUCACCAUUCAGGAAGCCCCUCCACUCACUGCUCCAAAAGCACUGGGUCUCUGGACAGCUCCAAAGUCUACAUCGUCACUCACAGCAGCGGACAGCAGGUACCUGGGGCUGUGGCAAAGCCUUACCACAGACAAGGAGCAGCAAACAAGUACGUCAUUGGCUGGAAAAAGUCAGAAGGCAGCCCACCACCCGAGGAACCUGAAGUGACUGAAUGCCCCAGGAUGUAUAGCGAGAUGGACAUCAUGUCCACAGCCACUCAGCAUCCGGCAGUGGUGGGAGACUCUGUUUCGGAAACUCAACACGUCUUAUCCAAAGAUGACUUUCUGAAGUUGAUGCUGCCUGACAGCCCCUUAGUGGAGGAGGGGAGACGGAAGUUUCCCUUCUAUGGGAACCUGUCUCCGCGGAGGUCACUGUACCGAACAUUGUCCGAUGAGAGCGUGUGCAGCAACCGGAGGGGCUCUUCCUUCGCCAGCUCUCGAAGCUCCAUCCUGGACCAGGCCCUGCCCAACGACAUUCUGUUCAGCACGACUCCACCCUACCACAGUACGCUGCCUCCAAGAACCCACCCUGCACCCAGCAUGGGGAGCUUACGGAAUGAGUUCUGGUUCUCCGACGGGUCCUUAUCAGACAAGUCCAAGUGUGCAGAUCCUGGCCUGAUGCCACUGCCAGACACAGCUGCAGGGUUAGACUGGUCCCACCUCGUGGACGCUGCGCGAGCAUUUGAAGGUAUUGACUCAGAUGAAGAACUCGGGCUUCUCUGUCACCACGCCUCCUACCUAGACCAGAGGGUGGCCUCUUUCUGUACCCUGACCGACCUCCAGCAUGGACAAGAACUAGAAGGGGCCCCAGAGCUGUCCUUGUGUGUAGAUCCUACCAGUGGCAAAGAAUUCAUGGAUACACCUGGGGAGCGAUCACCCUCCACACUGACUGGGAAAGUUAACCAGCUAGAACUGAUUCUCCGACAACUGCAGACUGACCUUCGGAAGGAGAAGCAGGACAAGGCAGUGCUGCAGGCCGAGGUCCAGCACCUGAGGCAGGACAACAUGCGUCUGCAGGAAGAGUCACAAACGGCCACAGCCCAGCUGCGCAAGUUCACCGAGUGGUUUUUUAGCACCAUUGACAAAAAGGCCUGAUCGGCUUGCUGCUCCUCACCGUGGGACCACGGGCUGGUUGGCGUGCCUGCCUGCCACCCUGCCUACCCGUUGUCCCUUCCACGUCAGCAAUGCAGUUUGUACAUGUGCUUUCCAUCACCUGUAGGUAGAUGUCUCACUGUCUGUCUGUCUCACUACUCACCCCAGCAGGCGGGUCAGGGGCCUGGACUCCCGGGUACCGCAGCAGAAGGCGAAUGUAACUGGUGGUGGAUGCUAACGUAGCCUGUAGCGGAGUGGUUUCCCUGGCGAUGCGCUGGUCUCUGCUUCCCGUGGGGAGAGAACCUAAGCAGGUGACCUGCUGGGACGCUAAGCCAGAGGACUGUGGCAGGGCUGUAGGAUUGUAAAAUAAAUAUGGAGGCAGAUAAUCAGACAUGUACUUUAAUGUUAAAGGUGCUCUAUUUUUUUGGAUGUACAGUAGUUUUAUUUCCUCAUUAUCAUAGCAAUAAGAAGGGCGCAGUAAGCAGUCUGCAGAGCUCUGUCAGAGACAGGCCCUGAAGUUUAACACUAGCACGAACGCUGUUGCCGUAGAGACGUAUUUAUUUGCAGGAACAAACGGUGCCUGAAUAUUAACAGUGUUCUGAUUUAAAAAAAAAAAAAAAAAAAAAGAGAUGCGUAUGCCUUGUGAACGGCUGGACCUGUCAGUAGUCACUUCCGCAUAGUUUGCUUUCUCUUAGUUGCUCUGCUGCAGUCAGUCUGCCCUUCCCCUUAGAGCCCCCGAUGCUGAGUGCCAGCAGGAUCCUGUGUGCCACACCGGACCGUUUCUCUCUGUACAGAACCUCCGAUGAAGUGUCUUGUAUUUAACACUCUUAUUUAAGCUUAUUUAACCCUAACUUGUUAAUUUUAUAUGAUUUCGUUUCACCUGCGCUAGCUGUAAGGCGGGAGGCAGGCAAGCAGUGACUGAGCUCACCCGGACCUGACUGAAGCAGGCGGGCGAGCUGAGGACCGGAUGCUGCUGGCUAACACGUUGUUUGUAUUGCUUCUCCAUUUUUAACUGUUAUAUUUGAGAUGAACAUACAUUUUGCUUUUUUAAUAAAUGUUCAAAAGAAGUCAACGUUA
Molecule: messenger RNA, 6608 nt
Organism: Grammomys surdaster
Lineage: Eukaryota; Metazoa; Chordata; Mammalia; Rodentia; Muridae
Gene: Sipa1l2
Product: signal induced proliferation associated 1 like 2
Exons: 23
Coding region: 366-5534 (1722 amino acids)
Biological process (GO): activation of GTPase activity; regulation of small GTPase mediated signal transduction
Cellular component (GO): cytoplasm
Molecular function (GO): GTPase activator activity; protein binding
Source: RefSeq, a predicted model, not a curated record